This is a messenger RNA of Dunckerocampus dactyliophorus (ringed pipefish), 1567 nucleotides long. RefSeq names its product deoxyhypusine hydroxylase/monooxygenase (gene dohh). Gene Ontology annotation, molecular function: deoxyhypusine monooxygenase activity. Bases 144 to 1073 code for a protein of 309 amino acids. The record is from RefSeq and is a predicted model, not a curated record. Gene Ontology annotation, biological process: peptidyl-hypusine biosynthetic process. NCBI's taxonomy places the organism in Eukaryota, Metazoa, Chordata, Actinopteri, Syngnathiformes, Syngnathidae. The transcript has 6 exons.
GAAAGACGGUUCCGGAUGCUGCGUGUUGUCUUUCUGCUGGUGAGGUGGAAGUAAGAGAGGCUGGCUAAUAGCAGCGUGGUUGCUUCAGAGUUUUCACUAUGAGGUGUAAUUACUCGUGAACAAGCUUCUCGUCCACAUCAAGAAUGGCCAGUGUGGAGCAGGUGGCAGCGGUGGGCAAGGUCUUGGUGGACCCAAGUGUGGACCUGACCCAACGGUUCAGGGCAUUGUUCACCCUGAAGAACUUGGGAGUUUUUGCGUCAGGUGCUGAAGCCAUCGAGUGGAUCAGCAAAGCCUUCACAGAUGACUCUGCUCUGUUGAAGCACGAGUUGGCCUACUGUCUGGGCCAGAUGCAGGAUGGACGAGCCAUUCACACUCUGUGUGCUGUGCUCAAAGACACGCAGCAGGAGCCUAUGGUGCGACAUGAAGCAGGAGAAGCCCUGGGAGCCAUCGGGGAUCCUUCAGUUCUGGAUCUGCUAAAGGCUUACAGCCAGGACCCCGUCAUUGAGGUAGCAGAGACAUGUCAGCUGGCUGUGCGUCGAAUGGAGUGGCUGCAAAGCGGAGGAGAGAAACAGCUGCAGGAUGGCAGCACAGAUCAGAACCCCUACUGCUCGGUGGACCCGGCCCCUCCAGCCCCCAGGAAGAGCGUGCCCGAGUUGCGCACCACCCUAUUGGAUGAGAGCCUGCCGCUCUUUGAACGCUACCGCGCCAUGUUUGCACUUCGCAAUCUGGGCAGCGAGGAGGCAGUGCUUGCUUUGGGAGACGGCCUGAAGUGUUCCAGCGCGCUCUUCCGGCAUGAGAUCGGAUACGUCCUGGGCCAGAUACAGCACCCGGCGGCGGUCCCAGCCCUCUGUGCUGCCCUGGAGUGCGGCGGCGAGAACCCAAUGGUGCGUCACGAGGCCGCAGAAGCUCUGGGCUCAAUUGGGAAGGAAGACUGUCUAGCCAUGCUACAGCGUUACCGUGCCGAUGGCGAGCGUGUGGUAAAGGAGAGCUGCGAGGUGGCCUUAGACAUGCUGGAGUACGAAAACAGCGAGCAGUUCCAGUAUGCAGACGGACUGACACGCCUACCAGGUUAAAGGUCACAAAAGAAAGGGAAUUUGUUGGUAUACAGUCACAGAGGAUGUACACGUGUGUUUAAAUUAAAGACAAGUACAGAUACACACAUCUGCUGUUUUAUUUUAAGUAAGUACCUACUUGUGCUUUGAAUGACCUCCAGGAGUCAUGGAAAGAGCGUCAGCUCAUGUGUGGACUUAUACUUUAAACACAACAAAGUGUCUAAUAGUGAGCCACCCUAAGAGAGCACAAAGCAGCCAGGGACCUCAUUUAAAAAUGGCACAUGGAAAAAAAUCAAAUUUUAAUGCCAAUUAUAAAAACUGCUAGCAUUUGCUGUGAUGUCACCUGGACUAGUAGUAAAAAAAAUACAUACAGUAGUAAUCAACAUUGAUGAAAUUUGUGACAGUGUUUGCUGAAGGUGUACUUAAAUUCACUGAUAUAUGUGUAGUAGUAUUUCUAUGUGUGACAUUAGAAUAAUGACAUUAUUGCAGGAUCAUUAUGUGUACCAGUAUGUUUA